Juglans regia (Persian walnut) is the source of this 1306-nucleotide messenger RNA. RefSeq lists its product as uncharacterized. The record is from RefSeq and is a predicted model, not a curated record. The transcript is spliced from 6 exons. Bases 1 to 1170 code for a protein of 389 amino acids. NCBI's taxonomy places the organism in Eukaryota, Viridiplantae, Streptophyta, Magnoliopsida, Fagales, Juglandaceae.
AUGACUGCUAGUCUUAUCAAAACAUUCAUUAUGGCAGAGGUUAAAGAAGCUAUUUUUAAUAUGAAUCCAUUAGGAUCUCCUAGUCUUGAUGGGUUCCUUGUAGCUUUCUAUCAAAACUAUUGGGAAACAGUAGGACCUAGAGUGAGUGCUGCUGUUUUAGAGGUCCAAAAUGACACUUAUAUUGCUCUUGUCUGGAAGUCCAAAUCUCCUUUAAAGGUUACUGAGUUUAGACCUAUUGGUCUUUGUAAUGUCUUUUACAAAAUCAUUGCAAAAAUAUUAGCUAACAGGCUAAAGGUUAUUCUCCCUGACAUCAUUUCAUCUAUCCAAAGUGCCGUUGUGCCAGGUAGGCUCAUUACUGAUAAUGUAAUAGUAGCUUUUGAAUCCAUGCAUAUCAUGAAGACUAGAAUGAAGGGAAAGGAAGGGUUCAUGGCUCUUAAGCUUCAAAUGAGCAAAGCUUAUGACAAGGAGAAGUUCACUCCAUCUAGGGGGAUUAGGAAGGGUGAUCCUCAUUCAUCCUACCUUUUCAUCCUAUGCUUUGAAGUUCUCAGCAAUCUUCUUAACAUUGCAGAAGCUUCUGGUUUGAUCACUGGAACAAUCACUAGCUCAUUCGGCCUUCAACUUCUCAAGGAUGCAUGCUUAGGACGUAAGGUCAGCCUUGUGAUCAUACACGCACACAAAUUCAAUAGUAAGUACUAUUAUUCAGCUUACCCAAAAGGCAAGGAGGAAAUCAUGAGCACUAGUUACGCCUCAGCAGAUCAAACAACGUACAUAUUCUUCUAUGGAGGCACGAACAUGAAAUGGGUCACAGGACUUGCUAGCAAAGUAGAAAUAGUGGCGGAAGCAUCGAACCGGAUCACGGGUAUAAGAUUUGGUGUAAGUCACCGUGGUAAUCCACAGACCGUCGAAGCCAGUUUACUGCAAAAUGUCCGGAACAGUAAUCCGGCCGAUCGUGACGAGGUUGUCGAGGAACUGAAACAUUUCAUCCAGCAAGAGCAUAGUGAGGGAUGGCUUGUGCUGACGGAGAAUGGUUCCGUGUUUGAGAAAGGAUACGGGAGAAGUGUACUAGAAACCAUGGACGCUUUCGAGACGGAAUGGAAGAAGGACGUAGAAAGAUCAAGAAAUUUCGGAAGGAGUUUCAAGGAUGCAUUAGGAUCAAGGCCACGAGUCUAAUUAUGGUGUGAAAGUAUACAUCAUGAUGAUGGUGUGUACGUAAUAGUACUACUGCAAUAAAUUAAUGAAGGGCAUAUAUCCUGAUUAUGUCCGUAUUUACGUACGUGCAUGCAGUGAUGUUUGUUGUUCAUGAUCG